This is a messenger RNA of Durotheca rogersii, 2127 nucleotides long. RefSeq lists its product as uncharacterized. Gene Ontology annotation, molecular function: DNA-binding transcription factor activity, RNA polymerase II-specific; zinc ion binding; transcription cis-regulatory region binding. The coding region runs from base 1 to 2127 and encodes 708 amino acids. Gene Ontology annotation, biological process: regulation of DNA-templated transcription. The record is from RefSeq and is a predicted model, not a curated record. The transcript has 6 exons. Gene Ontology annotation, cellular component: nucleus. Lineage: Eukaryota; Fungi; Ascomycota; Sordariomycetes; Xylariales; Xylariaceae.
AUGGACAAAUCGAAGAAUACCGCCACCAUCUCUAAAUGGGGGGUUGCCUGUUCUCCGUGUGCCCUUGCUAAGGCGAAAUGCUUGCGGCCAGGUGGAGCAGUCGGGUCCAGAUGUGAAAGAUGCACACGAUUAGGCAAGGAUUGCCUUAACCAGAUUCACAAACCGAGAAAGAAACGACAAAGCAGACCUUCGAAGACGGCGCAGCUGGAAGAGAGACUUAACAGCCUAGUAGAUUUCUUGAAAGUCGCCGACUCAAGGGAUAUCCCAACCCCGCUGAGAAAUGCCCUGGAAAGCAGACAACUCACCCCCCCCCUUAAAGGGCCCGGGGCGUUGCGAGGAUCACAGCGUGAAGAACAAGUAGGCGUUGGCACUGAAUCCCCAACACAAGAAAUGGAUCAUGGAUCGCCAUACAUGAUACCCGACUCUUACAACGAGCAUGCCCCUCGCGUAUGUGUUUGCCGUGCCCAAGCAGGCGAGGUGCCAGUUCCCCUCGAGCCAGAUGACGCCUUACUGUCGACUUUCGUUACCAAGCUGAUGCCCCAUUACCCAUUCGUCGUGAUUCCGCUCGGUACCACCGCGCUCGAACUCUCAUCCAAGAAACCUUUCCUAUUCGCGGCGAUCCGUAUGGUCGCCUCAUACCGGAAUCUCAAGUCGAUGAGAUCCCAAAACUACUUCAUGAUGAGACACAUAUCCGAGCACAUGCUGAUGCGUUCGGAGAAAUCCCUAGAGAUGCUACAAGCGAUCCUUCUCAUACUAGGAUAUUACCACUACCAUUGCAUGAUACAUGCACAGAUGAACAAUCUCAUCGCAUUAGCCAAUAGCAUGGUGGCGGAUCUCUGCAUCAAUAAACCCCCCGAUCUUCAGGAAAGGACAAAGCUACUAGCGACAGAUCCCGAGAAUCCCGAAGCUAGGACGAAUGACGAGCGGCGGGCGCUUUGCGGCGUCUGGUAUAUAACUUCUCUCAACUCGCUCACAUUUCAGCGAACCGACUCCCCUAAGUACACUACUUACAUCGAGAGGUGCGUUGGAGAUCUCGAAGCCGAUAAUGAGUACGAAACCGACUCGCUCUUGGUCCACCUGGUCCGUAUCCAGCAUCUCUCGGAACGAAUUUCCCAGUUAUAUAACAACAGAUGGGGUAACGAUGGCCCGACGGGAAUCGCGCACGCGCCUAUCAGUGCUCACGCCGUGUUGUUCCAUGCGGAGCUCGAGCAGGUUAGAGCCUCGGUGCCUCAGCAUCUCAAGUCAAAUGUGCUUAUCAUGGGCCACCUCAACACCGCAAGUUUACGUUUGUGCGAGCCGCCUAGGAUCGACGCGGAGCUUCUGGAGAAAGUAUCCAACUCUCUAACGUCUCUGUGCCUCGAUUCCGCAUCUUCUUUCCUAGAUAUAUUCUAUCGAUCUAGCGCUGCUCUUAGGACCUGGUUCGAUUACUGGCUCUCCGUCGACGUCGGAUAUUAUUUUCUCCUGCCCAUGUCAGUGUCUGCUCAUCUGAUCACCGCUGUCAUGAUGCUGGCUCGGUGGGCUAAACUGUCGGGUCCUGGCGCUCACCACACUCCAGGUGUGGCUUCUAUGACAGCUCCCACCGUGGCACAGGCUGCGCCGGAAAACACCACCGCAGGCACGGCUCCCACCCUUGGGGCCAACGACAUAGACCCCAUGAUCCCACCCGAGGUUCAGAUUGAUGUUCGAGAUAUCCUUCAGGCCAUGGCGACGAGGUUUGAGCAAGCUCGUCAUGUCGUCGCGGGGGAGGGCGAGAUGUGGGAGAAUGAUAUUUGGGAUAUGGCGGCGAGGAAGAUCAAGGCCACAGGCUACAAGUUGGAGAGAUGGGCCGAAAUGGUGGCGUCUGUGGGUGGUGAGAGCUCAUUAGGUCGGAAGCCCUCAUCGACGGACAAUGACAACCCACGCCGGCCGAACCGAGGCAGUGAGGGCACGGAAAGAAGAAACUGGUUGAGGGAGGUUGGGGUGGAUUCCGACCCUCCAAUAUCAUUCUCACGAGAAGAACGUCUCCCGGGUGCUUCGUGGGCCAAUGAUGUAUUCGAAGGACUGGGCCUCGAUCGGGAUUUCUUCUUUGACGGCCCAGGUGACUAUGGUACAGCGAUCCUAAGUAGCCUCGAGCUCUCGGAUGUCUAG